CAAAGGCCCUUGGAGAUGUCUCAAUUGCAGCAACAGCGCCUCCUUUCUCCUUCCCCAAAUCCUCUCACUCCUCACUCCGGGCCGUCCGCCCGUAGAUUCCAGAUCGGCGGCGGGAUGGCCGGCGGCGCGGCGGACGGGCGACAGAUCCGCGUGGAUUCGGCCGUCCUCGAGCACCAGCCCGAGUCCCCUCCUCGUCCGCUGCCGCGGCCGCAUGGCGCCCGGGAAGUUUCCUCGCCGCCGCUCCCAGAGGAGCUCCUGUUGGACAUCUUCCGCCGCAUUCCCGACCCGGCCGACCUCGUCCUCACCUCCGCCGCCUGCGUCACAUUCCGCCGCCUCAUCACCGACCGCUCCUUCCUCCGGCAGUACCGCAAGCUCCACGCCCCGCCCCUCCUCGGCUUCCUCCAGUACGGAGACAAUGUCUUCCACCCUGCGGUCCCGCCUCACCCCUCCGCGCCGGCAGCUCGGGUCGUCGCCCUCGCCGGCGACUUCUCCUUCUCAUUCGUCCCCGCCCCUGACCCCGCUCACCGCUGGGUCGUCCGGGACAGCCGAGACGGCCGCGUCCUUCUUGAAGCAAGCCCCCGGGAAGGUUAUAGUGCCCGUGGAGUCGUCUUCACAGAGUUGGCGGUGUGCGACCCGUUGCACCGGCAGUAUCUCCUGCUUCCCCCAAUCCCCGGUGACCUAGCAGCUGCCGUGGAGGACCCGCUCAUGCGAAUACGGCCGCAUUUCAGCGAGACAUUCCUCGCUCCGCAAGGCGACGGCAAUGAGGCAUCAACUGCUGAAGAGACGUCAUUCAGAGUGAUCUGGAUGGUCCAGUGCGAAGCUAGGGUCGUGGGCUUUGUCUUCUCUUCCAGCACCAGGCAAUGGCGAGCCAUUCCAUCCCAGAGUUGGGCCAAUUUGUUAGCUGGCUUCGUGUCAUCGACUGGGUUGGCACUCUUCUACGGGCGCCAAUGUACGUGUGACUACUUUUACUGGCUGCCAAACUGUCAGUACGAUUUGAAAAUGUUGGUGCUCGACACCCUGAGGAUGGAGUUCUCCGUUGAUGAACCCCCAACUGAAGCCAAAAAUGCGUUAUUUCUUGGUAUAACCAUGAUGGAGACAGGAGAAGGCCGUCCUAGAAUGCUUGCUGGUACCUAUGACAUGACUUGCGGCAAUCAUACCCUUUGGAGGAAAAAUGGUGGGAGCACCAGCCAGUGGCAGAAGGAGAAGAUGGUCUCACUCUCACCGGGCCCUCGGGAUGUGCUGAGAUGUUCAAUUGGGAAUUAUUUGGUCCUGGAUCACUUUGGAAGCUCGUCGCUUGAGAAAGGCUUAUACACAGUGGACAUCGAAACAUUACAGCUUAAGAGAGUGUGUGCUUCAGUGCUUGGCAGCACAUAUUGCAACUACCCACCAUCGUUGUCGGUACCGAAAGUAUCAAGUGGAUGUUGACUUCAGAUAAGAUACAAGGAGCUAUAGCUGCUAUGGUUGCAACAAAAAACCGAAGCAAUUGUUACCAAUAAUGCUGUAAUGCAUCUCCUGUGUAUAUUGUGAGGAUAAUUGAAGGGUUGAGCUUGAUUGAUUUCUCAAGGGAGUACUAUCCCACCCAACAAUGGUGCUGCCAUUCAAAUAGCUACUAGCUUGUGGUCAGAAACUGUUUGAUUCGAAAUAAGCUUCUCAAGAUAAAUUAGAGGCAGGGCAACCAUGAAGCUACUAGCUUUAUGAAGUCUUCCAACACUUACUUCUAUGAUUCAUUUAUAAAUGAACACAUCUAUGUGCAAAUUGCAAUGAAAACAAACAAAACUGAGUGUUUGACGUCAAUCUUACUAACUGUGCUAUUGGGAAAAAGAAUUCUGAAGGUUGAUUUUCCAUUCAUCGUGUGCUUUGUUUGUUUUAAGCUCUUGUAUUUUAUCAUAGCUAUUCUACUAGCUUCUUCAGUUCUACAUAUGUUUCCUCUUGGGCGAUUUGCCAGGUGUUACCCAGUACUCCCCCCAUUCCUAAAUAUAAGUCUUUUUUAGAGAUUUCAAUAUGGACUACAUACGGAGCAAAUGAGUGAAUCUACACUCUAAAAUACGUCUAUAUACAUCCGUAUGCAGUCCAUAUAUAAAUCUCUAAAAAGACUUAUAUUUAGGACAGGAGGGAGUAUAAAGAGCCGUUGUUUGUUCCUUGUUGCUAACAAAUU
This is a messenger RNA of Triticum aestivum (bread wheat), 2155 nucleotides long. RefSeq lists its product as uncharacterized. NCBI's taxonomy places the organism in Eukaryota, Viridiplantae, Streptophyta, Magnoliopsida, Poales, Poaceae. The record is from RefSeq and is a predicted model, not a curated record. The coding region runs from base 16 to 1425 and encodes 469 amino acids. The transcript has 2 exons. Gene Ontology annotation, molecular function: protein binding.